Parathielavia appendiculata is the source of this 869-nucleotide messenger RNA. RefSeq lists its product as uncharacterized. The record is from RefSeq and is a predicted model, not a curated record. The coding region runs from base 349 to 813 and encodes 154 amino acids. NCBI's taxonomy places the organism in Eukaryota, Fungi, Ascomycota, Sordariomycetes, Sordariales, Chaetomiaceae. The transcript has 4 exons.
CCCGAGCUUCUUGCAUUGAUGUUCGAAGACUGCAUCGCAUGCUCAAACGAAUCUGGAAAACCUACUACCUACGAGCCAACUACCUGAUAUUCGCGCAUGGUCCUGGCAGCUUGUAUGGUGCUCGGAUGGGAUGAAGGGUCUACCAAAGCCCACGUCUCCAGCUUUCCUCCUUCGCCUGAGACCACAAAAGGCUUUCGUUUGAUGUUCAGAUCACUGCCUUUUUCCUUUCCGGAUGUUACACGUGUACGUGUAUGACGUACAUGCGUGGGCGGUCCCUUGCCUUCCGCAAGUUCUCCCCACUAUGUGUGUCUGGCGUGGGCGGGAUGACGUACAUGUGUAGAGCAACACAUGUCACAUCACACUCCAAUAAUUAAAGGAAGCUCUUGUAAUAGAGGGUUCACAUCAGCAAUCAAAGCGAUCACCACUGACAACAUUCUCAUCAUCCAUGAAUUUAUAAUGUCAGGUCAAUCGAACGUUGGAAACAGCCAGGUCUAUGAGGCCGGUGACCAGCGGAACCCCAAGGCGUCCGAAAUGGGAUCUGGUACCCGGUAUCAUGAGGGAACUGCGCACGCACAUAAAUCCAACGACUCCAAGGACCAACGGUCCCUGGCUAACCGAGCAGCCGCCGAGAAAUCCUCAGAGGCAGAGGAAUCCCAGGAGACAGCAUUGCACAAGAAAGACCCGACUCUCCCAGCCAACCAGCAUGGGAACAAGCCGAGCCGUGGGGCGGAUAUCGAUGCUGAGCUGCAGGCCGAGGAUAAGGCGAUACUCAACAAGAAGGGCGGCCAGAACAUGCCCGGCAAGAACAUGUAACGAGCCAAUCUGAGUUGCGAAUGUCAUGGAUGCGAUACUGCCGAGUUUGAGGGGCC